Molecule: messenger RNA, 2502 nt
Organism: Aspergillus fijiensis CBS 313.89
Lineage: Eukaryota; Fungi; Ascomycota; Eurotiomycetes; Eurotiales; Aspergillaceae
Product: putative ceramide glucosyltransferase
Exons: 2
Coding region: 463-2229 (588 amino acids)
Biological process (GO): glucosylceramide biosynthetic process
Cellular component (GO): membrane
Molecular function (GO): ceramide glucosyltransferase activity
Source: RefSeq, a predicted model, not a curated record
CGCAGCUAUGAAACUUGAAAUUAGACAGGGGCAGCGGACAUCACUGGGUACAGUACGCAAACUACAAACAAUCAAGCGCCAAACGACGAGAUGCGCCCGACGAUCGGGAAAAUCCACUCUCCCCAUCGCGCGCGCGCCGAACCCGGAAUCCGUGAGACCCGAAUGGAAACCGGCAACUGCAUCGAGUCUCAGCCUCUCUCAGCCAGCCAUUGACCAACUACCCUGGAGCUAGCUGCUUGCUAGGUAACAGCUUGGUCUGAUUGGACUGACUACAAUUCUCUUGAAUUGCCAUCUGACCUUCUUGCAGUCUGGUCGAGGCAGCAUUGAGAUUGAAUGACGCGACGUGUGUUUGGUGCUCUGUCCAUCUGCCUGCUGUCACUCGCUUCGCCAGUUUUCCCUCUUCCAUAGAAUGAUUUCCUCGUCGGAUGACUCUGUCAUUGCUACCCACUUCUGCUUCUGCCUAUGUUGACGCUUCACCUGCGUUCGCUUGCCUCCGAGCUUGGACUGGCCACUGGCCAUGGCGACAUCCAAUGGCCAGUCGUCGCGGGCUGGGUCGGUUUGGUCUGGUAUACGACCGUGACGCUGGUCUGCUCGCUGGGCACUUAUCAGAUAUGGAAACACUGCCUCCAAAGACCCCAGAAAUCCACCACGUCCUCCUCCGCCCGCUCCAAUAACACCCCUCACAUCACCGCAAUCCGCCCCGUCAAGGGCCUCGAGCCUCACCUCUACGAAUGUCUAGCCUCGACCUUCCGCCAGGACUACCCCCGCGACAAGCUGACUGUCUACUUCUGCAUCUCCACGAAGACCGACCCCGCCUACCCGACCCUCCAGAAACUGGUGUCGGAUUUCCCGCAUGCCGACGCGCGGAUCUUCGUUGAGGACGACGAUCCGCUCCUUCAUUCCGAGGACGGUGGUGGUCAUGCUUCUGCUGCUGCUGCUGCUGCUCCCCCCGCUUACGAGCUGGGUCCGAACCCGAAGAUCCGGAAUAUGAGUCGGGCGUACCGGGAAGCCAAGGGCGAUAUCGUUUGGAUUAUCGAUUGCAAUGUCUGGGUGGGGAAGGGGGUGUGUGGGCGGAUGAUGGAUAAAUUGUGCGGGACAGCAGGCGGCAAACGGUAUAAGUUCGUUCAUCAUCUACCUGUCGCGGUGGAUGUGACGGGGGAGGAAGGUCUAAAGACGAGGAGAGGGGAGCAAGAGGCGUUGCUUGAGUCCUACACCAACGGCUGGGAUGAUGGUGAUGAUGAUGCUGCUGGUGCUGCCGCCGCCGCCGGGCCCCUGACGACCGGGGGUGGCCGGCUGGAGGAGCUGUUCCUGUCGUCGUCGCAUGCGAAGAUGUACACCGCCAUCAACACCGUGCUCAUCGCCCCCUGCAUCGUGGGCAAGUCCAACAUGUUCCGCCGCUCGCAUCUGGACUACCUGACCGCGGCGGCACCGUCGACGACGGCCGCGGCCGCGGAUCGGCGCCGCCGCAACCCGGGCAUCGACUAUUUCUCCGACAACAUCUGCGAGGAUCACCUGAUCGGGGACCUGUUGUGGAAGAGUCCGGUGCGCGAGGAGAAGGAGCUGGGCCAGCGGUGGGGCAAGCACGCAAUGGUGUUCGGGGACCUGGCCUUCCAGCCCGUGGCACACAUGAGCGUGCAGUCGUACGUGGCCCGCCGGGUGCGGUGGCUCCGGGUGCGCAAGUUCACCGUGCUGCUAGCGACGCUGGUCGAGCCCGGGACGGAGUCGAUCCUGUGCUCGUGCUACGGCGCGUGGGGGGUCACGACGGCGCUGGCGCAGUUCCUCGGAAGGAAGGGGUACGCCGCGGCCGAGGCGGCGCUGUCCACCUGGCCCGCUUUCUGGGCGUGCUUCGCGCUGAGCAUGCUCGGGUGGAUCCUCACGGACUGGCUCGUCUACAUCAUGCUGCACUCGGGCCGCACCGUCGAGCUCGACGAGGAUACCCCGUCCUUCGCGCGACCGCCCCCCCAGGGCACCGUCACCCGUCGUCCGUUCCUGCAUUGGCUGGCCGCUUGGCUGGGGCGCGAGGUGCUGGCUUUGCCGAUCUGGAUCUGGGCUUUCUACGGAGGGGUUACCGUGACCUGGCGGGACCGCCGAUUCCGGGUCGGCCUUGACAUGCGGGUGCGCGAGAUUGUUGAUGGCGAUGCCACGACGAGCACGAUACCGGGUCUCUCGUCGUCACGAUCCAGCCCGUCGGGUGCGUCGCAGGAUCGAAACAAGACACGACGAGAUUAGUGGGAACCCAUGAGCCAACGAACCUGACUGGUAUGAUUUGCGCGACCAUUCACUACCUACUUGCCUCUUACCCACAUCCCACCUGCAUUGAUGACAUGACAAGCUACGGUCAGCAAGACAUUAGACGAAACCCAUUUCGAACCAUAAGAUAGACAGCGUCCCCAAAAUGAACAUUUUUUCCCACUGUAUAAAACAUACACCAACGAAGAAUUCUAUACAACACGACCAAACAAAGAAGACCCUAGGGAUUAACCAUACAAAAGAAGAAUCAAA